Molecule: messenger RNA, 568 nt
Organism: Gekko japonicus
Lineage: Eukaryota; Metazoa; Chordata; Lepidosauria; Squamata; Gekkonidae
Gene: FAM32A
Product: family with sequence similarity 32 member A
Exons: 3
Cellular component (GO): nucleolus
Source: RefSeq, a predicted model, not a curated record
AGGAAGAAGAAAAAAGACAAAGAUAAAAGCAAAAUUGUGGAUCAGACUGUGAGCAGCAAAAAUCAGGAGGAAGAGAAAAAGCGAACCCUGGACAAGCGGACUCCAGCCCAGCUGGCCUAUGAGAAGACGCAGGAGAAGCGGAAAAUAGAACGGAUUCUGAAGAAAGCCUCCAAAACCCACAAGCAGAGAGUCGAGGACUUUAACAGGCAUCUGGACACUCUGACAGAGCAUUAUGACAUCCCCAAAGUCAGCUGGACUAAAUGAAGACCUUUCUUCUGGUUUCUGAAGGUUGUAAAAGGAUGCAGAAAAGCCAACUAAUAUGUUUGUGGCUGGACAUUCUCUUUACCUGCACAUGCUCUGGUUUAUUUGACAUGAUCUCACUGGAUUUUUAAAAGAGAUGUAAUGUCUGUGAUGUACAUAAAGUCUAUGUUGUAACUUGUACAGCUGAAACAGUACUUUUUCUUUGUAGCUAUGUUCUUCAUGUAUCCAAGUGGAACUGUCUUCAAAUAUACAAUGCUUGGCUUUUGCUGAAUGACUACUUUUGGGAGCAGUGCAAGAAGAUUAAAUA